Messenger RNA from Dacryopinax primogenitus, 1332 nucleotides. RefSeq names its product glycoside hydrolase. The record is from RefSeq and is a predicted model, not a curated record. Gene Ontology annotation, molecular function: alpha-L-fucosidase activity. Gene Ontology annotation, cellular component: lysosome. The transcript has 8 exons. Lineage: Eukaryota; Fungi; Basidiomycota; Dacrymycetes; Dacrymycetales; Dacrymycetaceae. Gene Ontology annotation, biological process: fucose metabolic process; glycoside catabolic process. The annotation marks the transcript as partial.
UGGGACGAAGCCAAGUUUGGGAUAUUCAUCCAUUGGGGCGUGUUUAGCGUGCCUGCGUGGGCACCUGUGGGAUACUACGCAGAGUGGUACAAUUGGUGGCUCCACAGCCCAUGCGAGGAUGGGGGAGCGACACAGAAACAUCAUAUAGAGACGUAUGGGCGCAACGUGGUGUAUGAUGAUUUUAUCCCGCAGUUCACUGCUUCCAAGUUCAAUGCCACGGACUGGAUCCAGUUGUUUGAAGACGCCGGAGCAAAAUACUUCGUCAUCACCACUAAACACCACGACGGGUUCGCGCUCUUCGACACGCAGCACACUUCUCACCGAUCGUCCUUCCACCUCGGGCCCCGGCGCGAUCUCGUCCGCGAGCUCAUGACCGCCGCCAAUCGAAGCAAGCUACACACAGGCACGUACUUCUCGAUGCCCGAGUGGUUUUCCCCCGAUUACGCUAAGUACGGGAUCGAUCGGUUUCCCGGCGGGCUCGCGGAGGACCCGUUUAGGAAAGGGAGGAGGGAGGCGUAUACGGGAAGAACGGACGUAGGGGACUACUUGAGGGAUGUGCAGUUGAGGCAGAUGCAGCUGCUUGCCGAGGAGUACGGGACGGAGAUUCUGUGGUGCGAUAUCGGCGGGCCCAACCUGACCCACCUCUUUGCUCCCUCCUUCUAUUCCCGAGCUCUGGCGCACGGGAAACAAGUGACGAUGAACAAUCGGUGCGGGUCACACGCGUCGUUUGACACUCCCGAAUUCGCACGGUUCUCUAGUAUAGUACGCGGGAGCUGGGAGACGAGCGAGGGGAUCGACCCGUAUUCGUAUGGGUUUAAUAGGCGCACUAAGCCGGAGGAGUAUAGGAGCGCGGGGACGAUCGUCGCUACGUUGGUGGAUAUCGUGAGCAAGAAUGGGAAUUACUUGCUCAAUCUGGGACCGGACGAGGAGGGCACGAUCGUCGAGCCUAUGCGGGAGCGGCUGAGGAAAGUUGGGGAUUGGCUGCGGCACUCCGGGUCAUGUAUCUACGGUGCAGUGCGUUCCCCCUUCUCCACAUACUCCUCCCUCGGCGCGGAACUGGGUUCUCUGAGGUUCACCCAAGCCCCAAAACAUUUCUGUAUCAUCGCCCUCUCCCGUCCGGCAACAAAUACGCUAUUCAUCCCCUCCUCGCGUGCUGUACCGCUGAGCGAAGGGGACAGGGUGACGCUCCUCGGUUCGGGGGGUGAAGCAGGUGCUCCGAGGCCGCUGGACUGGACGGUGGACGGGGAGGGAGUGACGAUAAGCGCUGAGGAGUGGGAGUGGGACGCUGUGGAGUAUGCGUGGGCUUUUAGGAUCGAGUAUGGAGAGGAUUGA